CAUAGGCUUUGUUAGUUUUGCGUUAUAAUGUAACUACUCCAAAAUAAUGGUAAAUGAAGACGAUAAAGAAAACAAUGAAUCCGUAGGAGUCGAUGGAAAUGAGGAUGCGGCCUCCACAACUACAACCAAAAGCAAGGCUACAAAAAGAUUUCAGGUUUUAGAAAGCCAAGGUUUUAUAGUGGGGAAGACUCUCGGUCAGGGAUCUUAUGCUUGUGUUAGGUCUGCAUACGAUGUCAACAGAAAACACAAAGUUGCUAUCAAAAUAAUUUCUAAAAGAAAGGCUCCGAACGACUUCCUUCUAAAAUUUUUACCACGGGAAAUUGAAGUGAUCAAAAUUCUAAAACACCCUUGUCUCAUUUCAUUCUACCAAGUCAUUGAAACAACCACUCGCUUUUUUCUAAUUAUGGAGAUGGGUCACAUUGAUCUCUUAGAUUAUAUCAGAAGCAAGAAAACGAUUCCCGAAUCUCAGUGUGGAAUUUGGUUCCAGCAGUUUCACGAUGGGAUGUCUUACAUGCACUCAAAAGGUGUAGUCCAUCGCGAUCUCAAAUGCGAGAAUGUUUUAUUGGAUAAGCAUUUUCAUCUUAAAGUCACAGACUUUGGAUUUGCCAAAAAAAUACAGAAAUCUAAAAAUGGCGAUUUCAAACCAAGUGAAACAUACUGCGGAAGCUAUGCAUAUGCACCACCAGAGAUUUUGAAGGGAACGCCAUACGACCCCUUUUUCGCUGAUGUGUGGAGUAUGGGGGUUGUUUUAUUUACAAUGUUGUACGGGAGACUCCCAUUUGAUGAUUCCAACCAUAAGAAACUUCUGAAACAGGUCCUACAGAAAGUUGUUUUUCCCGCCAAACCGGAAGUUUCCGAAGACUGCCGAAUUCUUAUCGUUAAAAUGCUCUCAAAAAUGCCUGAGCGUGUGCCUUUAUCCAACAUUCCGUUCGACACUUGGUUUAAGAAGUUUUCUCCUGUGGAUGAAGGGAAAUCGAAAGAGGCAGAGGACACCACAGAACAAACAUCAACAGCCGAGGAAAACCAAACAUCAUAAACCUCUCAAACGUCCAUAUAAUUUUUUGCCAACUUUCAUUAAACGAUUAGAUUAAGAAUAAAAUUUCCUGUUUUUUUUGACAAUGUUUGAAUGUUAUUCUUAGUAUCUGUAUCACAUAGCU
Molecule: messenger RNA, 1157 nt
Organism: Saccostrea cuccullata (small rock oyster)
Lineage: Eukaryota; Metazoa; Mollusca; Bivalvia; Ostreida; Ostreidae
Product: testis-specific serine/threonine-protein kinase 4-like
Exons: 2
Coding region: 47-1036 (329 amino acids)
Biological process (GO): intracellular signal transduction; protein phosphorylation
Cellular component (GO): cytoplasm
Molecular function (GO): ATP binding; protein serine/threonine kinase activity
Source: RefSeq, a predicted model, not a curated record